Polypterus senegalus (gray bichir) is the source of this 693-nucleotide messenger RNA. RefSeq names its product perlucin-like protein. The transcript is spliced from 5 exons. The record is from RefSeq and is a predicted model, not a curated record. Lineage: Eukaryota; Metazoa; Chordata; Cladistia; Polypteriformes; Polypteridae. Bases 1 to 693 code for a protein of 230 amino acids.
AUGACCACACGUAUCUCACUUAAUGUGCUAAAAGUGUGGAUGCUGAAGGCCAUACCUGAUUUCACAAAACUUAAUGACAAGCAGCAACAGCUAGAAGAGUUAAAGAGUGCACAUUACAACUUGACUAACAACUACAGUGAACGUUUGGGAAGUCUAGCUACCUUUCAGUCUCAAUAUGAAAUUCUGAAUAAGAGCCAUGCUGAACUGUUAGCAAGGUUUAGAAAACUGAAGAGUUUCUUCUGUUCUGUUGAAAGCCUGUCACAAGGAAAGACAUGCCUUGUAUGUCCAGAGGGCUGGGUUUUUUUUCAGUCCAAGUGUUACUUCUUCUCCAACAAUACCUUGACCUGGCAGUCGAGUCAAGAGCAGUGCCUGUCAAUGGGUGGACACCUGGUGAUAGUGGAAUCUGCAGAGGAGGAGAGUUUUUUAGAAAAUAAAACUAACAUCGUGAUAGAGAAAAAAUCUGGUUAUUGGAUUGGCCUGACUGAUCAGAAGAAAGAAAACCAAUUUGUUUGGGUGGACAACAAAACCUUAGACACAAAUACUCGGUUUUGGGAACCAGGAGAGCCUGGCGGUGACAGUAAAGAAAACUGUGUGCAGAUAUGGGCAAUCCUACAGCAGAAACGUUGGCAUGACUUUAAUUGUGAAUCUGUAGCAAAAAGGAUCUGUGAGACCAAUGCAUUUCUAUUUCUUUAA